Messenger RNA from Porites evermanni, 525 nucleotides. The record is from the annotation of a GenBank genome assembly. Lineage: Eukaryota; Metazoa; Cnidaria; Anthozoa; Scleractinia; Poritidae.
AUGUCUGUAGUUGAAUACAACAGUUUACUGUUCGAGAUAAGUCAGAGACUAGACGAACUGAAUGCGUGCAGGAAGUUAUUGGUUAUGUGCAGAGGGAAGGUGGCGCAUCGAAGCGACGAAAAUAUGUAAAAUGUCUUCCCGUUGUUUGAGGAACUGGAGCAGAAUAGUUUUCUUGGUCCUGACAAAUUGGAAGUCUUGAAAGAUGUAUUGAAAGGCGUGAAAGAAUGGUCCCUUUUUGGAAAUGUCAAAGCUUUUGAGGCCAAAAGAAAGGAAUAUAAGAGCUUGUUGGAAAAGAUUAUUCAUGUACUUGACGAGCUCGAUUGUCUCGAAGAACUCGUAGCCAUUUGCAAUGAUUGGAUACCGGAAGAAAAACGUAGUAGCAUGGGAGAUGUUAGAUCACUGUUUAAAGAGCUCGAAAACAAUGAAUCCCUAGGGAUUGACCGUCUCGAGGUCUUAAAACGGAUUUUGACACAGAAGGAGCAAAGAGAACUACUUCAGGAAGUGGUGGACCUUCAGGAAAGAAGA